Messenger RNA from Capronia coronata CBS 617.96, 294 nucleotides. RefSeq lists its product as uncharacterized. NCBI's taxonomy places the organism in Eukaryota, Fungi, Ascomycota, Eurotiomycetes, Chaetothyriales, Herpotrichiellaceae. The record is from RefSeq and is a predicted model, not a curated record. The annotation marks the transcript as partial. The transcript has a single exon.
AGCAACAGCAAAGGCGUCGCCCCAGACUCCCACUCCGCCCUCUUCGGCCUCGAAGGCAACAGGCCCUCCACUGCCGCAGCAGGUUCGGGAGCAGGAUCCGGAGUCAUCGGAACAAGUGGACACGCUGGCGCCGCAAACACGGGCAGUGGCGCCGGAGGUGUUUCUGCCACUGGCAACGCACAGUCCACGACCGCGGGGAUACAGCACGGCGGAAAGAGUUCGGCGCCUCCGGGGUCGGGUGCUGAGACGUUGACUCCUAGCCAGGGGUCGGGGGAAAUACCUCCCAAGGUAUAG